Messenger RNA from Haliotis rufescens (red abalone), 13282 nucleotides. RefSeq lists its product as uncharacterized. Gene Ontology annotation, molecular function: integrin binding; phosphatidylinositol binding; protein kinase binding. The transcript is spliced from 17 exons. The record is from RefSeq and is a predicted model, not a curated record. NCBI's taxonomy places the organism in Eukaryota, Metazoa, Mollusca, Gastropoda, Lepetellida, Haliotidae. Bases 92 to 5635 code for a protein of 1847 amino acids. Gene Ontology annotation, cellular component: cytoplasm.
UUUGACGACAGAACAUGGCGUCGAACUGUGUCAAGUAAUCAUGAGAAGAUAUUUGUAAACAUGAUAAGAUGGUGAUGAAGCAUAACUGACAAUGGCUCACUUCGGUAAAGAUCUCGACUCCUUCAGCGCUUCAAGAACUGUGCGAAUCCUGAGUUCUGAAUCAGCUGAAAACUACACGGUGUACCUGAUCGAGGUGUCUGUCGGACCUUACAGCUGGACUGUGAAGCACCGAUACAGUGACUUUCAUGAUCUCCAUGACAAGCUGGUCUCAACAUGUAAGCUAGACAAGAACCUGCUGCCUCCCAAGAAGCUAUUUGGUAACCAGAGCGAGACGUUCAUCAAGAAACGUCAGGGGGAGUUGGAGGUGUACCUCCAGACUGUGCUCUACUACCUGGCACACCGUGUGCCCCCCAUCCUUGCCUUCUUCCUACACUUCAACAAAUAUGAGAUCCAUGGCAUCACACAGGCCCUUGCAGAAGAGCUCUACAACAGAGGGGAGACAAUCCUGCUGUCCCAUGAGAUGUUCCAGAUGUCGCCGCUGCAGCUCCACGCUCUGACGGAGAGGCUGAAGCUGCCUGAACCAACAUGUGGUACUUUAACCAUGUUAAAGAAAAGUGGGGAUGUAAAGAAGGACAUUGGCCACAUCCUUGACUUCAUCACAAGAAUGAAGCGACUCAAAAUCUGUGGCAGCAAGGAGUCAGUUGGUUCCAGCAAUAUUGAUAUGAACCAGCUUACAUUUGAUCUCACAUUGUUCAAGUCGAUACAGUAUUUAGAGAUUUUGAAUUGUAGUCCAAGGAAUAUUGUUGGCUUAGAAACAAUAAAACAGACACUCAAGGAAUUCCAGCUAUGCAGAUCAACUAAAACAAUACGAGAAUUCCUCCUUCAAGACAUUCCAGCCUGGCGCGGGGAGGAUGGCACUCUGCUGGUGUCGUACUGGGAGCUUGUGGAGGAGGCCGACAUGAGCCACAACUUCAUUGUUGACAUUGACGACAGUGUGCAACUGAUGCCGAAGGUGGAGCAUCUGGACCUCAGUCACAACCAGCUGACAAGCAUCCAACAUCUACAGUGGCUCAGCCACCUCACCUUCCUCGACAUCUCCCACAACAACAUCCACAACCUGGACUCCCUGCACACCAAGCUGGGCAACCUGAAGACCCUCAAGCUGGCUGGCAACAAGCUUGGGAGCCUGCAGGGAUUUUCAAAGUUGUUUAGCCUGGAGAUUCUUGACGUUAGCAACAAUGAAAUUGGACAGGUGUCUGAUAUUAAGCCUAUCGGUGGCCUGCCAUGUUUGGAAAACCUGCUGUUGACUGGCAACCCAGUGACCAUCGUGCUGGACUACCGGACCAAGGUCCUUGAGGUGUUUGGGGACCGGGUCAAUGAGGUGGUGCUGGACAAGCAGAAGCCGAGCCAGAAGGAGCUGGACACAGUGGCCGUGUUGCAGGCUCUCCAGAAGGCCCGCGACAACAAGGACAAGGUGAAGAGGCUCACCCCUAAAAAGACGGCCUCCAGUGCAAGUUUAACAGACUCUGAAUACAGUAGGACUCCCCCCAACCUGUCGGGGGAAGCCAGAAAUGGCACAACUUCCCCAUCCUCAGUAGAUCUAAGACAUGGCAGCACACAAGCAUUAUCUGGAUCCCCUCUGUGUUCAUCUUAUAAUGGGUUCAGCAGCAGCCCCUUCUUUAGGCCAGAACAUACUGGGCUUAGUAGCAGCCCUUUGUCAAGAACAGAACGGGCUGGUCUUAGUAGCAGCCCCUUGUCAAGAACAGAACAGGCUGGUCUUAGUAGCAGCCCAAUGUUCAGGUCCGAACUAAGUAGCAGUUCCGUCACGGGACCAGCACAUCCCGGGGCAGGUAACAGCCCUGUAACAAGAGCUGAACAGGCAGGGCUGACUCACAGCUCCCUCACCGGACCAGCACAUCCCGGGCCAGUUAGCAGCCCUGUAACAAGAGCUGAACAGGCAGGGCUGACUCACAGCUCCCUCACCGGACCAGCACAUCCCGGGCCAGUUAGCAGCCCUGUAACAAGAGCUGAACAGGCAGGGCUGACUCACAGCUCCCUCACCGGACCAGCACAUCCCGGGCCAGUUAGCAGCCCUGUAACAAGAGCUGAACAGGCAGGGCUGACUCACAGCUCCCUCACCGGACCAGCACAUCCCGGGCCAGUUAGCAGCCCUGUAACAAGAGCUGAACAGGCAGGGCUGACUCACAGCUCCCUCACUGGACCAGCACAUCCCGGGGCAGGUAGCAGCCCUGUAACAAGAGCUGAACAGGCAGGGCUGACUCACAGCUCCCUCACCGGACCAGCACAUCCCGGGCCAGUUAGCAGCCCUGUAACAAGAGCUGAACAGGCAGGGCUGACUCACAGCUCCCUCACCGGACCAGCACAUCCCGGGCCAGUUAGCAGCCCUGUAACAAGAGCUGAACAGGCAGGGCUGACUCACAGCUCCCUCACCGGACCAGCACAUCCCGGGCCCAUAAGCAGCCAAGUAACAAGAGCUGAAGAUGAAGGGCAAAGUAGCAGUCCGUCAUCUAGGCCAGAAGAGAUGGGGAUGAGGAACAGUCCUCCGAUGGACCUCUCCAGCAGCAGCCCCCCUACAAGAUUAGCACAGAUGGGGAUCAGCAGAUAUGAGCAGAUUGAUGGCCUCACCACCUUCACACAGCAGGAACCCACCUUGUCUUCCCCUGAUAUGCCACAGCUGAGUACAGUCACGUCAGCUGCAGAUACGAAACACUUCAUAAACACAGCUGACAAAGAUAAACAGCCAGCUGACAAUGAUAAACAGCCAGCUGUCAAUGAUAAACAGCUAGCUGACAAUGAUGAACAACCAGCUGACAUUGAUAAACAACCAGAUAACAAUGAUAAACAACCUGCUGACAAUGAUAAACAACCAGCUGACAAUGAUAAACAACCAGCUGACAAUGAUAAACAACCAGAUAACAAUGAUAAACAACCAGCUGACAAUGAUAAACAACCAGCUGACAAUGAUAUACAGCCAAUAGACAAGGCACCAGGAGAGAGGCUGUUCGCAAUUGGCAGCGGGGAAACUGGUGAUAAAAGCAUCCAGCCUCCCUCUGACAAAACCAGCAAGUCGACUGUGAUCAACUAUGCAGAUCUUCCAUCUGGAGCAAACACAGAGUUCCUGAACUGGCUGCAGAAGCACCUGAUUGGAGGAGGAAGUCCAUCAAGGGAGAGCACUCAGGAGAACAUAUUGGACAUCCUGUGGUGUAACGCUGUGCAAUACUCUAAUCCGACUGUGUUUUUCUCUUGCUGUGCUGUGUUGACUAAGAGUAAGAUUUUCAUUGAGAGACUGACAGACCUUGACUCAGGGUUGCCCGGUGUGCCUGACUUUGAACCCUUCUACAUCCUCCCUAUGUGCAAUAUCCAGCAGAUUGUUCUGGGUUGUUGUCUGGCUUAUGUGAAACUUGAGGAAUCCUUUGUUGGGAAGAUGGGCACCUUCAUUCUGAUAGGGCUGGACCCUUCAGUCUUGAAAACAUUUGUAGAGUCUUUCAAAUUAAACUGUGAAAGUCUGAAAAGUUUGAAUGCUCCAGAGAUCUUAGAUUUGUCAUGUGAUUCUGAUAUUUCUCGUCAAAUUUUCAAUAUGGAAGACAAAUUUGGUUCUUCCUCUGAUCGCAUUGUUUAUUCCUGUGUUGUUAUAGCCAAACCUUCCCACACAAGAUGCUUGCUUGUACUGUCAGAGAACAGAGUUUACCUGAUAGACAUUGACUGUAUCUACUGGCCGCUGCCCUCCUUUGAGGCAGAGUCUGAGGAGAUGCUUCAGAUUGGGGUGAUGCAGAACCAACCAAUAACAGAUAGAAUCAGCAACAUCAGCAUGUACAGUGCAGUGAGUAAAGUUAAAACUUCGAAGUCACAGAUGAGAGAAACGAAUGUCAGAUUUGCUGAAUUUGGCUUGUCUAUGAUUUUCCAUGAAACUGCAGGACCCAAACUGUUUGAUGUUCUCUUCCCUUCCACCUCCUCGCGGGAUUUUUACCUUGACAGACUGACAAACCUUCGGGCAGAGCACGCCCACCGGAUGUCACCCACACUGCGAGAAGAACCCGAGGGAGGGAAUGAACUUGUGCAUCCCCCAGACCCACACAGAAUUGCUAAGCUGCCGACAGCAAGCUCCUUACCAUCCAGUUUUGACAUGAGCAAAUAUUAUGUGUCCAAGACACACACCAGUGUAAAAACUUUACCUCCUGAGAUUAAGAUUCAAACAUCCCACCCACCUGAACCUGUUACAAGUGAUAACCCUGUGCACUAUGCUUCAGUGAAGAAGCAUACUACAAAAGAGGCUAUUUAUUCAUCUGUAGACUUGAAUAUCGGUGAAAUAGAUUCGCUAGUGAUGGCCUACCUCAGUGGUGAGCUAGAAUGCCAUUUGAAGAUGUGUAUCAGGGAUUACAAGCUGAUUCAUUCUCUCCCCACAAAGCUGAAACCGUUUGCUCUAAUGGAUGGAAGAGACUUGGCAACAUUCUUCCACACUGUCAUAGCAGGGAAGACUUCCCCAGAUCGGGGAGGUCUCAUGGAGGAGCUGCACCACGUUCUCUGGACAAAUGUUGUACCUUACAGCAACCCAAAGAUGGAGAUCCCAACGCUGGUCAUGCUCAGCACAAGGGGGAUUUACUUUGUGUCCGACUCAUCACUCCAGUCCAAGUCAAGUUCACGACCUCCCUGGAUGACCCAUGCCAGACACCAGUCAGACUCAGCUUUUGCCUGGAAGACCGAUGUGGGCAAAGACGGUUCAGAUAGGAGCGUUCACAAGAUGAAGAAACGAGGCUCAAUCAAACCGUACUGUGUGUUGAAGUACUCAGACCUCCAGCAGGUUAAUGUGGGUUUGUUUGACCAGUGUAUUAGGCUUACGGGUCAAGAUGCACAUUCUGUGUUUACCCUGGCAAUCAGGGAGAGUGUUGCCACCGGCAACUUCCUCCAGAGUAUGAACGGAGUUCUCUCCCUCCUGGCCACAUCCCCCAUGGUUGACAAGGACAAGCAGGACCUUGAACAGGAUUUCUACAAGGCAUUCACCAAAAGGACCAAGUCCACCAUCGAAGGCCUGGAAUACACACACCCCAGUCAAGUGCGUUUCUGCUACCCAGGAGAAGAUGCAAUCGAAGACAUUCUGUAUCUUGUCAAGGAGAAGGUUCUGCCGAACAACAGCAAACAGUCAUUGUGGAUGUACAUUUUGGGUUACGUGGUUCCAGAGGAGUUCUUGACAGGAUCAACAGAUCAUAUUGUGGCAAGGACAAUAAUUUUAAGUAGUACCCACAUCUGCUUGGCCGAAGAGGAUAUUGUGACGUACCCUCUGCCUGACUUUGUGAGAGGUCUACCUGAAAAUCCACAACAUCUGAUUGUCGAGUCUCGUAAAAUUGAAAACUUGAAGAGGGUUGUUCUGUACAGCAAUUCAGGGAACGUGAUCCAGUUGAUAUUCAGUGAUGAGAAGGAGGAGUUGGUGGUUGAUGCGUCACUUGACUACUUCAGUGAGGAGAGUAUGAACAAGGGAAGAGAACCCCGCCCAGAGUUCUGUGUGCGACUCUUUAUUCAGAGUCUAAGUGAGAAGGAGAAGUUUCUACAGCUGUUGGAGAAACACUGGAAGGAACUUAACCCUGAAGUGGGCAGGAUUCUGGACAUAAUUAAUGAGUGAUCAUAUUGUGUUAAGUACCAUCAUAGAUAUAUGUAACACCCUGUUGCUGUUCCAGCAUGUGCUGGUGGGGAAGCCUUGUGAGGUAGCUUUGUGGGUAAAGUAUUACUCAUAUACUGUAAAUCAUGAAUUUAAUGCAAGCAGGAAAUUAAUUUGAAAAAUGAUGACCGUUAGUAGCUCACAUUAAUAAAAUGCCACAUUUUAUUAUGAAUUUAGCCAUCCAAAUUUGCCAUCCGAACUCUGUUCGUGAUUACUAAUUUUCUUGAUGCCAGAAAACUCAUGAUAUAAACAAAAGAGCAUUUACACAUGAGUCUUUCUUCAAUCAAUUGAAUUCAGUUCAGGAAAACAUAACAUUCAAAAGCCCAUUACAAUACAAGCACUGAAGUGCUUUGUGAUUUCUACUAACUAUCAGAUGUCAACAACUUUGAUAACGUCCCGCUCACUGAAGCUUGUCAGACAGUCCAGAUUGGUGCCACCCACGGGAAGACAACUUCUUUAUUCUCGGCCACUGUCAAAAGCCGACUCGAGUGAUCAUGAGCAUGAUGAGCAGACAUGAAUGAGUUGAUCCUGUGUUAUUACUUACUUAAAAAAACGUGCAGCUUUGAAGUAUAGUGUGUUGUUUGAAAGAUGCUUGUGUGAUGUGAGAUGAUGUAGUGUUCACCCUAAUAGCAAUCAGCAGUGUGUUUUGAAUGUAUUCUUCUGUUUAAUAUUAAAAAUCAGAAGUAGGGUGUGUCACAUUUAUUGAGGGACACAUUUUUGUUUUGGUACUCGAGUCAGCAUUAUUAUCAUGAUGCGUUGAUUUCAUGAUUUACAGUAUCAGAAAUAGUGCUAAAAGAAGCAAUAAGCCAUACUCACUCACUCUUUCAUUCACUGUUCCAACACCAGAUCAUAGAUUGCAACAGGCCAAGGAUUACAUUACAGCUCCCUGGCUGUAGCCAAUUAAAUUUGGUUUCAAAAUUCCAACAUAAGUAUGAGGAUAUAUUAUUUUCAGAAGCUGCAGCAUUCUUUGUGUUUUAUAUAGAGAAGUAAGGUUCACUUGAAAGGGGAGCUAUAUUUGAUGUGCAGUCCUAGUCUAGACCAACUUGAUGCUUCACAUCAAACUAGCACUUGACGUUUAUUGUAAUGACGCAAUGUCUCGGCACCAAUUUCCAGACCUUUACUGGAACUAAGCACCAGACUAUGGAGUCCUUCUUUAAGCUGAAGGCUGUGUCCAGGACUACCAGGAAGAUGGGAUGACAUCCAUUCUGUACCAAGUGAUUUGAAUCUACUAGCCCAAACUUGUCUUUCGGCACUGUUUUCCAUGUAUUUUGUCUGACAAAGGAAUUAUAAUGAACUGAGACUGUUAUUUGCAGACUGAGGCUUAUGUUCACUGACAUGUUGAAAUUUCAACCUGGUGGAAACUCAGUAUGACUUCAGUUCUAUAUAACCAUGGGUUUUGUUGGACAAAGCAUUUUCUCAACAUGGAGGACGGGAGUGAGAUUUACGUGAGUUGAGUUGCCCAAGAUACUUAUUCAGAAUGAAAGACGGAAGAGGAACCUGUUUAUUCCUUGUGAUGCAUAGUGCUUUCUUGUAGGGGAUGACACAGCUGAUGGGUGCCUGGUGCGAUGAUGAAUGUGUUCUGUAUAAUAUCAAUUCAUGGAAACUUACUUUGAAUGUUCAACUAUCAUGUGACAAAAGAAUGUUUUUUUAUGAUAUUGGAUCAUGAUCCUAUUUAUUGACUGGGGCCUAGCAUGCUAAUGAACCUUGAAUAUUUAUUAUUUCAUGAUCAGGUCAGCUUGUUUGUAUGGGAAGAACAUUGAUGUUAAGAACACUUCUGUUCAUUGACAGCGUGUUUAUAUAGGCAGAGCAUCCAUAACAAGAACGUGCCUGUUCACUAAGAGCUUGUUUACAUGGGUAGGGCACAGACAUGAAGAACGCUUCUGUUCUGUUAAUGGCCUUUUUCAGCUCCAUAAAUGGUGUAAGGGGCUUGAUUUGUUAAAUCGAAAUGUAGAUGUUUCAUUUUGUGAAUAUUGACAUGUUGCUUUGUUAUGUUGAUUGUUUGUAUUUUGAUAGUUUGUAUUUAAGGAAACUAUUCAAUACUUAACCAUGAGACUAUUGUAAAUAUGAGAAACAUAUUGCCUUCUUAUAAAUGUACAUGUUUUUUAGGAAUUAGUACUGUUACCAUGGUUACACAUUCCAGCAUCAGGGAAAUACUGUUCAAGCAGGGAGUAAGUUAUCAUAGAUGAAGUAGUUCAGGGCCCCGUUCCACGAAGCCAUAAACAUGAUCGUAAGUACCAUACUUUAACAUAGACUUACGAAAGUCACAGUGCUUGGAUCAAUUUUUUGGAACUGGGCCAGAACAAUAAGCAUAAUAGGUAAUGAAGUCUACACUAUAUGAUGUUUACCUUACUGUAAUAGAAGUCAGACAUUAAUCAGUUGGAUGUGUCCUGCCAUUAGCUAGCUACGAGGGCAGGCUGACCAAGUUAUGAGGUAUCACUGAUGUUAUGAGGCAUUAUCCUGGCCUCACAGUCAGGACACCCUGUGGAAAUUGUGGGGUAGAAUAGGGGCUCAAUUUGCCAUGCUUGCUGUAAGUGUGAUGACGACCAGUGGCUACAGUGUGUGAUAUGGCUGAUAACAUCUAGUGACUACAGUGUGUGACAUGACUGAUGACAUCCAGUGGCUACAGUGUGUGACAUGACUGAUGACGACCAGUGGCUACAGUGUGUGACAUGACUGAUGACGACAAAUGGCUACAGUGUGUGACAUGACUGAUGACGACCAAUGGCUACAGUGUGUGAUAUGACUGAUGACGACCAAUGGCUACAGUGUGUGACACGACUGAUGACAUCCAGUGGUUACAAUGUGUGUGACAUGACUGAUGACAUCCAGUGGCUACAGUGUGUGUGACAUGACUGAUGACAUCCAGUGGUUACAAUGUGUGUGACAUGACUGACGACCAGUGGCUACAGUGUGUGACAUGACUGAUGACAUACAGUGGCUACAGUGUGUGACAUGACUGAUGACGACCAGUGUCUUCAGUGUGUGACAUGACUGAUGACGACCAGUGUCUUCACUGUGUGACAUGACUGAUGACGACCAAUGGCUACAGUGUGUGAUAUGACUGAUGACGACCAGUGUCUUCAGUGUGUGACAUGACUGAUGACAUACAGUGGCUACAGUGUGUGACAUGACUGAUGACAUCCAGUGGCUACAGUGUGUGACAUGACUGAUGACAUCCAGUGGCUACAGUGUGUGUGACAUGACUGAUGACAUCCAGUGGCUACAGUGUGUGUGACAUGACUGAUGACAUACAGUGGCUACAGUGUGUGACAUGACUGAUGACGACCAGUGUCUUCAGUGUGUGACAUGACUGAUGACGACCAGUGUCUUCACUGUGUGACAUGACUGAUGACGACCAAUGGCUACAGUGUGUGACAUGACUGAUGACAUACAGUGGCUACAGUGUGUGACAUGACUGAUGACGACCAGUGUCUUCAGUGUGUGACAUGACUGAUGACGACCAGUGUCUUCACUGUGUGACAUGACUGAUGACGACCAAUGGCUACAGUGUGUGAUAUGACUGAUGACGACCAGUGUCUUCAGUGUGUGACAUGACUGAUGACGACCAGUGUCUUCACUGUGUGACAUGACUGACGACCAGUGGCUACAGUGUGUGACAUGACUGAUGACAUCCAGUGGCUACAGUGUGUGACAUGACUGAUGACGACCAGUGUCUUCAGUGUGUGACAUGACUGAUGACGACCAGUGUCUUCACUGUGUGAUAUGACUGACGACCAGUGGCUACAGUGUGUGACAUGACUGAUGACAUCCAGUGGCCAGAGUGUGUGACAUGACUGAUGACGACCAAUGGCUACAGUGUGUGACAUGACUGAUGACAUCCAGUGGCUACAGUGUGUGACAUGACUGAUGACGACCAGUGGCUGCAGUAUGUCACAUGGCUAAUGAUGGGGUAUUGUGAUCCAUGUGGUUAAGUGCUCAUGUUAUUGACCACUGGUUUGCCUGGCCCAAUUAUUAACAGUAUCCUAUGUUAUGGCUGGAAUAUUGCUGUGUGGCACCUUGAGAUUCUUCAACAGAGUAGAAGUUGACAACCUCUAUCACUGUGGCUUACCUAUCGCAUCCCACUGGCACAUCAUGAUAAACCCAAAACACUGUUCAAAGCACACUUAGACCCAACUCACUCACUCCUACUGACUGAAACAUUGAACAUGUCCUCUCCCAUUUAGGGAUAUAGAGUAUAAGCGUGCUUUCAUUCAAACUGUUUUUCUUUUAAAAGAACAUAUGUUUGAAAGCAUUAGAGUAUGCUGGUCCAUACAAGCAAAAACAUAAUCUCAGCCUAAAACUAACAAGUGUACAUGUGUCAUCAUAUGUCAUUACUGAAUAAAUACCAGUUAGAAUUCAUGUUUUGUUAUGAAAAUAUGUUCUCUUAUUUUUGAAGAGGUCAGGAAGCCCAUUUAUUUUAAUUUGUGUUACAAAAUAAUCUGAACAAUGGAUGCUAUCUUUUGUUAAUGGUUUCUGGUGGACUAAAAGCACCACAGUUCAAAGUUAUGUCCAUUUAUUGUGUCAGGAUCCGCAGACAAUCUGAUAUUUUUCCCAGAUUAUGAUCCUUGGUCUGUCAGCACAAUAUCCAUGCUUGAGGGUAGGUGAGUGAGUGAGUAUGGUUUUAAGCCGCUUUUAGCAAUAUUCCAGUAAUAUCACGGCGAGGGACACCAGAAAUGGGCUUCACACAUUGUACCCAUGUCAGGAAUCAAACCCAGGCCUUCGGCGUGACGAGCGAACGCUUUGACCACUAGGCUACCCGACCGCCCCCCAUGCUUGUGGAUUUCAUCACUGGGUCCAUUUUGGCUUUCAUUCAGAAGGCAUACAGUGAUAAUGAAGUGAAAAACUUUUCAAACUGGUGUUUCAGCAAAUUAGGUCACUCACCCCAGUAUGUAAGAGUGACCCCUGUGAUAAUACUGAAUACUGUAAAUAUGGUGGUAUACCCCUCAUGACACUUGAUAUAGAUGCCAAAGGUGGACAUUAUUCAAAGUUUGUUCAUUAUUUAAGUUUAUUUUUCAGUUAGUACACUCACGACUUAAACAAUCUCAUUUUCUGUAACACAAUUGACAUGUGUAGUGUGUUACUUGUUCCUCCAGCACACCAAUACCAAUCCCUGCUCUAACAUCAACCAGAGGAGUGUACUCUUUACGCUGUAUCUCAAUCUCAUCAAAAUCAGAUCUCAAUUUUGUGGUAGGGAGAACUUAGAUCUGAUUUGAAUGAGAUCUACACAGCUACCCUACACUGUAAAUGAACACUUUUUAUGUGGAGCUGUGUCUACUUAUUACACUGUGUCUACCCAGCUACACUACACUGUGUAAAUUGACACUUUGUAUGUAGAGCUGUGUAUGUACUCUUUACACCGAUCUACACAGCUACACUACACUGUGUAAAUUGAUACUUUGUAUGUAGAGCUGUGUCUACUCUUUACACUGUAUCUACACAGCUACACUACACUGUGUAAAUUGAUACUUUGUAUGUAGAGCUGUGUAUGUACUCUUUACACCGAUCUACACAGCUACACUACACUGUGUAAAUUAACACUUUGUAUGUAGAGCUUUGUCUGUACUCUUUACACUGUAUCUACACAGCUACACUACACUGUGUAAAUUGAUACUUUGUAUGUAGAGCUGUGUCUACUCUUUACACUGGUUGUACACAGCUACACUACACUGUGUAAAUUAACACUUUGUAUGUAGAGCUUUGUCUGUACUCUUUACACUGUAUCUACACAGCUACACCACACUGUGUAAAUUAACACUUUGUAUGUAGAGCUGUGUCUACUCUUUACACUGGUUGUACACAGCUACACUACACUGUGUAAAUUGACACUUUGUAUGUAGAGCUGUGUCUGUACUCUUUACACUGGUUGUACACAGCUACACUAUGCUGUGUAAAUUGACACUUUGUAUGUAAAGCUGUGUCUGUACUCUUUACACUGGUUGUACACAGCUACACUAUGCUGUGUAAAUUAACACUUUGUAUGUAGAGCUGUGUCUACUCUUUACACUGUAUGUACACAGCUACACCACACUGUGUAAAUUGACACUUUGUAUGUUGAACAGUGUAUGUACUCUUAACACUCUUUGUACACUAUUUGUCGGUUCUAUUUCCAGUCCACCAUUUGCAGUUUCUUUGCUCUACACACAGCAUCUUUACACGUUACAUUGUGUCACAUCUUUGUAUGCAGAACUGUGUCUUUAUGCUAUACACGUUUUCCAUUAGUAGUUUCUUAUCACUGUAUAUGUAAAGUACAUGUAAAGUGUCUGACCUGUGAAGAUCCGGGGUAAAAUAGGUCUUCUGCAACUCAUGCUUGUCGUAUGAGGCGACUUACUGGAAUGGUUGAUGCGUGUCCUCAUAUCCAACUUUCGUCGAUCGAUGCUCAUGAUAUCAAAUCAGUGGAUUGUCUGGUCCAGACUCGAUUAUUUACUGACCGCCGUCAUAUAGCUGGAAUAUUGCCGAGUGCGGCGUUAAAAAACAAACAAUACAAUAAUACAAUGUAAAGUGUCUGUGUACAGGUUACACUUCUAAUUCAGUAUGUAACGGUGUCUCUAUACUCUGUAUGUAACACUGUAGCAUUAUUUGUGCACACUGUAACUGUAACACAGCAACAUACUGUAGGAGUAUCAUGUAGUUGGACUAAGUCCCAUAUCUCUCCAAGGUGAUAACAAUCUGACAUGGUCACUCUAGAAAAUGUAGACUGCAACGAUGGCACUUAAUAAGGAAAUGGGAGCGGUCGGGUAGCCUAGUGGUUAAAGCGUUCGCUCGUCACGCCGAAGACCCGGGUUCGAUUCCCGACAUGGGUACAAUGUGUGAAGCCCAUUUCUGGUGUCCCCCGCCGUGAUAUUGCUUGAAUAUUGCUAAAAGCGGCGUAAAACCAAAGCUCACUCACAUUCACUCACUAUAAAGUAAAUGACAUCAUGUGCAGAGGUGAAUACCAAACACUACCAUUCUGAGACUAAUCCAUGAAAUCAACAAUUUAGACAUACUGCCUUGCCUAAUACCUUUAUUGUCACCUCGUGUAUUAAGUAUAACCGAAAAGUAUUUUCACAUUGUGGCAGUCUCACUCAGUAAAAUAUAGGUGUUGUUUUCAUUCUUUCACUGGAUGAAAGAAGUUUGGUAUUUGGCAAGACGAGAUGAAUGUUAUUUAUUUAUUUACACAUCUUCCCGAGGCAAGUGAGUUAACUGACUAUGAAAGUUCAGUUUCCACCCUUGCAAGGGUGGAAACUGGACUUUUAAAGUCAGUUAACUCUCUUGCCUCGGGAAGAUGAUAUUUACCAUGUAUUUGCAACUUUGGCAUUUUUAGAUAAUACUAAAUACAUUUGUUUACACAAAGUAAGUCAUUUCAUUAUAGUUCACAAUCAGUACAUGUACCCUGUUCACAUACCCUACUAUGUACACAUUAUACUCUACCUGUACGCUGUUGUACGCCCACCUUCCAGACAGUGCACGAGCGAAGUCCAUAGACCGUUGAGAGUGAACAUGCUAUGUGUGUGCUGCGAGGAGUCCCACUGAACGACCAUGUACUCAAUUCUUGUAUCAUUCUUCAUCUUUUGUAUCAUAUUGUUUCAUAAUAAUAUAUUGUUUACCUUGCAAGUAAAAUUAUGUGCAAGCAAG